UGAGGCAGCAGACGGCGAGGGAGACCACCGUGGCGCUGUCUCAGCGCUUGGUCAUCUUUGGAAAGGAGUCAACAUUCUCAGAUGACUGAGCCGCUGAAGACACAUCCACCAGAGGUCGUCCUGGAGACAACGAUGUAGUCUUAAUUCAGCCUCCCAGGAACCUACACGACGUUCAUCUGAAGUCUCUACGAAACAUUUCCUCUCCACUAUGCUGAUCUUGGACUUCUUCGAGCCUGCAGGAGAAGUGCAGAAAUGGAGGACAUUAACCCCCAAGAACGUCACUCUGGAUCCCCGGGUGGAAGAUGUACGGAACGCUGCCUAUGGAAUCAUCGCUCCUCUCAUAGUCUCGGUGGGGAUGCUGGGCAACCUGCUCACCAUAAUCAUCUUGAGACUGCCACAGUUUCGAGGUGUGACUUACACAUACUUCCUAGCGCUGGCGAUCAGUGACUUCCUCUCAUUGCUGUUCUGUAUCUCAGUCAUUCAACAUAUCCUGACGGGCGGCACUCACCACUAUUCUAUGGCUGUCUGGUACUCCUACUGGGAGAUCUUCUUCACCAACAUCCCCAUGAGUUCGUCUGUUCUUAUCGUCCUGUGUGUGACUAUAGACAGGUUCUUCUCUGUGUGUCGGCCAACAGACUUCAAACGAAUUCACACGAGUCACUACGCCCGCGCGGGGAUCGUUGGUUCAGUUGUUACUUCGGUGGUCGUGUGGCUGCCAACGUGUUUCCUCAAGGAACCUAAACCAUACGACGAAUGCGAGACAUUCAUGUUUGAGGCACCAGACAACGGGACGUGGUGGGUAGCUUGUAUAAGCUUAGAAAUUCGGAAAAAUCCCUUUUACAUCGCCUACACUUGGUUAAGGCAAACAAUUGUAACAUUUGUACCGAUAAUCGUUCUCCUGGCACUGAACACUCUCAUUCUUAAGGAAUUCGUAAGGAUACGUAAGAUGAAAGAUAAGAUGACGAGAAACGAGCCUCUCUCUUUAGAUAUCUUAGCGGCGGAAGGUCGACGUCGAGAGGAACACCACCUGAUCAGCUUGCUGACGGCGGUCAUGAUAUCCUUCUUCAUUACCUUAGUGCCUUCUGGAAUUUGUAAUGCAAUAUACACCGAAGUCCUUGCUACUCGGCUGACCUUCGAAGUCUUUAGGGCCGUCUCAAAUGACUUGGAAAUACUAAAUCAUGCGCUCAACUUCUACAUGUAUAUCUUAUGUAGCAAACCUAUUCGAGAGGCCAUAAAAAUUUCCUUCAGUCGCCUAAAGUGUCUAUCGCGCAAAGCAAAGGUUUCUUGUGUCGUGGUUGAAGGCCAUGGGUCAUUCACGAAAGACGCAAAGAAAGCUUGGCCUCAGAACACAGCCGACACCACAGACAGCACCCUCCGUCGUAAGCCAGAAGACUCUUGUGGAGAUAAACGGACUCCUAGAGAAAAAUCCAAAACCAUAUCGAGAGAUACGCAGCCAAGUGACAUUAUCUCAGGCAGAGGCUCCAGCUCAGACAAUUUCUCUGGAAAAUUAAGUUUUUGCACUGAUGUGGAACGUUUAGCACCGAAGCCCAGAACCGGGUCGACGGACACUUUAUACUCUUGGGGAAGCUCUGUACACGAUGACAUUAAGACUACAGAAUGUGACACAAAUGACAAAUCGUUUGGCUGUAAAGGUACCCAGCAUCGUGCAUCUUGUGGGGAGUCUGGAGGUUCUCUGCCCCUAACAGAGAACACUGAAGUGCCCUUCUCCAGUAAUGGGCCCCGAGCGCUGGAAAAUAUGAAUUCAUUUGCCAACCCGACAUUUAGAUUUGAUGUAGAUGGGCGAGGCUGAUUCAGUGUUCAGUUGCAGUAUAUAAUUGCGGCAAUUAACUUCGACAUAAAUACGUUUAUAUUUGCUGGAACUAAUAUAUUUAACUGCAGUAAUCAUAAAAACAGUGAUUAAGAAAAUGCUUUGAUGUUAUCCAGUCAAAUAUAAUGAACAAGGCUUAUAAAUUAUAAGCAUAUUUCUCCAGUCCAAGUAAUAAACAUAUAGGAUAUCUAACCAGAAUGAACAAUGGAGAAUAAUACUGUACAUAUGCUUAAAUACACGUUGAAUAAACAUUUUUCUUGAGAGCUUUGACAUAAAUUGUCUCUACCACCAUAAGUCUCCAAUUAUUCUCACAGGCUUGUCUGGUACAAACGUACAUAUAUGAACAUGGAAAGAAUACUAUAGGAAAAUACAAGUAUAUUUAGGUUGCAGUACGAGGUCAACAUCAGCAGAAGCUACGAGGUAGAGAGAGAGAGAGAGAGAAAGAGAGAGAGGUAUGCAUAUCCAUAAGAGAAUCAGAUCCAGUAGCCUAAGGGUGAGCGUGGGAACGUGUAAUAACAGAUAAUACGAGACGGAUAACAAGAUAUCGAGUAGUGAGCUGCUCCUAAGACUGCCUUUAGCGAAGUCCGAGUCGAACUUUUUGUUUUAUUUUUAAGAACUCAUCACUAGGCGAAGGCUAGGACACUUACUUCUCUUUCUCUUCCUAUCUAAUCAUCACGUGCACUCCUGUAUUUUAACCAGAGGAUUAUUAUGUUAUUUUGUCAUCGUAUUUUAUGCAACAAAUUAAAUACAAUUAGUGGUGGAUUGUUGAACCUCUGUCUGCUACAUGAUUACCUAUCAAUACAUCUAGAAAGUUUGAGUAAACAGUGAAGAACAUACCCGAUGAAGUGAGCCGAAGAAAGAACUUGAUGUGGUACUCGGUGAAGGGAUGCAACUCACUAAAGGGAGUCGAUAAAGGGAACCAAUGGUGAGCAGAUGUUUUACUCGGUGAAGGAGCGCAGUGAAGUAACCAGUGAAGGAACCUGAUGUGCUAUCCCAUGAAAGGAAACAGAUGCUGCGCAAAUAACACUGCCCAACAAAUGUUCCAAUUCACAUAUAAAAGCGUGUAUUUCUAACUAAUUUUGGGACCCUGAAUUCCAGUCUGAACUUAAUUUUGUUCCGAACGUACAGUUUUUGUGAAUUAGAACCCCACGGUGAACGAUUUUACUAUCAUGAAGAAGAGACACCAA
Cherax quadricarinatus is the source of this 3015-nucleotide messenger RNA. Its product is annotated as probable G-protein coupled receptor B0563.6. Gene Ontology annotation, molecular function: G protein-coupled receptor activity. Lineage: Eukaryota; Metazoa; Arthropoda; Malacostraca; Decapoda; Parastacidae. Gene Ontology annotation, biological process: G protein-coupled receptor signaling pathway. Gene Ontology annotation, cellular component: membrane. The record is from RefSeq and is a predicted model, not a curated record.